Molecule: messenger RNA, 4225 nt
Organism: Aphidius gifuensis
Lineage: Eukaryota; Metazoa; Arthropoda; Insecta; Hymenoptera; Braconidae
Gene: Pxn
Product: peroxidasin
Exons: 3
Coding region: 199-4071 (1290 amino acids)
Biological process (GO): response to oxidative stress
Molecular function (GO): protein binding; peroxidase activity; heme binding
Source: RefSeq, a predicted model, not a curated record
AUUCGACAUACAGAGAAUCAACGAGUCUGCUUCAGUCGUUGAAGAAACACGACCGGCAGAGAGCUUCUUCUCUCGAAAUAAUUUAUAAAUAGUAAAAAAAAUAAUUAUCAAAAAUUUAGAUAAAAUAAAUUACUGAAUUAAAAUAGUUUAAUGGAACAUCUUGAUUGAGACAGUUUUUUUUUUCUUUCAUUGGAGUUGAUGAUGGAGCUUGGAUUUAAGAUAAUUAUUGUCUUGUUACUUGCUGGAUUUAUUAUUGAAGUUUCAAGUCAACAAGAAAUAUUUGAUUGUCCAAAAAAAUGCUGGUGUUAUCACACAAGUGUUAGAUGUAUGUUUCAAAGUCUUACUUGGGUACCAAAAGUACCUAAAAAUACAACAGUCUUAGAUUUAAGAUUCAAUGACAUUACCGAUUUAUUACCAGAAACAUUUAUCGGACUAAAAAGCCUCGACACAAUUUUGCUAAAUGAUAAUAAGCUAAAAAGUCUAAAAGAAAAUGCAUUUAUCGGAUCGUAUAAUUUAAAAAUAUUAUAUUUAUACAAAAAUCAUAUUAAUAAUAUAAAUCCUGGUGCAUUUAAUGAGCUGAUAAAUUUACAACAGCUAUAUCUACAUGACAAUGAGCUAACUGUAAUUGAAUCAAAAACAUUUAAAAAUUUACCAAAAUUAGAACGUUUAUUUUUACAAAAUAAUAAACUACAUAAAAUUCCAUUUGAUGCAUUUGAAAAUUUUGGUAGUAUGACAAGAUUGAGAUUGGAUAGUAAUGAUCUUAUUUGUGAUUGUGAUCUUGUUUGGCUUGUUGAAAAAUUAAAAGAAAGACCAUCUGAAAUUGCAGCAAUAUGUCAGGCACCAAUUGAAAUGCAGGGUCGUUCAUUAAAUUCAAUGUCACCAGAUGAUUUCCAUUGUCAUACACCAAAAAUAAUGGAAGGACCAGAAGAUGUACAUGUUGCAGUUGGUGAUACAGUAUUUUUUAAUUGUCGUGUUAUUGGUGAUCCAAAGCCAUCAAUAAAAUGGAUGAAAAAUUCAAACGACAUGAUUAUUGAUGGUAGUCGUUAUUUUAUGAAAGAUGAUGGUACACUUGUUAUAACAGAUAUAACUGAAUAUGACAUUGGUGAAUAUGAAUGUAUUGCUGAAAGUAAAAUGGGUAAAAUAUCAUCAAGAAAAGCAAGAGCAGUUGUAACAGCAAGUCCAUUGAUUCGUUUUAUUGAAAUACCAUCAUCACAAACAGCCAACAGUGGUGAUGAUGUAUCAUUUACAUGUGUUGUUGAUAGUAGACCACCAGCUAAAAUUGAAUGGUGGAGAAAUGGACAAAAAAUUACCAGCCAAGAUAAUAUAUUUAUUGAAGAUAAUGGUAAUACAUUGAGAUUAUUAUCAGUUGAUGUAAAAGAUACUGCAAGAUAUAUUUGUCAAGCUAAAAGUAGUCUUGGUAUGUCUGAGGUAUCUGCUGAUUUAAAAGUUAUUAAUAAAAAUAAUAAACCACCAAAAUUAAUAUACGAACCACCAAGUAAUUUAGUUAGUGAAAUUGGUGCAAUUGUUGAACUUCCAUGUCGUGCUGAAGGUGAACCAAAACCAAUAAUAAAUUGGAAAAAAGAUGGUAGUGCAUUGGAGCUAAAUUCACGUUAUAAAUUAUCAAGAGGUGGAAAUUUAUAUAUUAAAAAUAUAACAGCUAACGAUGCUGGAAGAUAUGAAUGUACAGCUGUCAAUGAAUAUGGUCGUGCAACAUCACAAUGUUUAUUAAAAAUACAACAAACAACUGGUACAAGUGAUACAAUUAUAAAACGUGCAUUUAAUGAUGCAACUAAAUCAAUUGACAAAGCAAUUAAUCAAACACUUGAAUCUUUAUUUGGUAUUAAUGAUGAUAAAAGUAAAAAAUUACAUACAGAUCCAUUUAGAUUAGCAAGAUAUCCAAAUGAAAUUGCACGUGCUGCAGCAAGACCAGCUGAAAUAUUUGAAAGAACACUUGUUAAUAUACGUCGUUACAUUGAUCAAGGUGUAACAGCAAAUACAUCUGGUCCAUUUAAUUACAGUGAUAUAUUAUCAAUUGAACAAAUACAAGAAAUUGAAAGACUAUCUGGUUGUACUGGACAUCGUCAAGUUAAAAAUUGUAAUAAUCUUUGUUAUCAUAAAAAAUAUAGAACAAUUGAUGGUUCAUGUAAUAAUUUAAAACAUCAAACAUGGGGUUCAUCAUACACUGGUUUUCGUAGAAUACUACAGCCAAUAUAUGAAAAUGGUUUUUCACAGCCAAUUGGAUGGGAAAAAGGUAGACUAUAUUAUGGCUAUAAAAAACCAGCAGCAAGAUUAAUAUCAACAACAUUAAUAUCAACUAAAAAAAUAACAUCUGAUAAUGGAAUAACACAUAUGGUUAUGCAAUGGGGACAAUUUCUUGAUCAUGAUUUAGAUCAUGCAUUACCAGCAGUAUCAAGUGAAUCAUGGGAUGGUAUUGAUUGUAAAAAAUCAUGUGAUAAUGCAGCUCCAUGUUUUCCAAUGGAAGUACCACCUGGUGAUCCAAGAGUUAAAAAUAGAAGAUGUAUUGAUUUUGUACGUACAAGUGCUGUUUGUGGUUCUGGUAUGACUAGUUUAUUAUGGGGUAAUGGUUUAAAACCACGUGAACAAAUGAAUCAAUUAACAAGUUAUCUUGAUGCAUCACAAGUUUAUGGUUACAAUGAUGAACUUGCUAAAAAUUUACGUGAUUUACAACAAGGUAAUGAUCGUGGUUUAUUAAGAGAAGGUCCAGCAUUACCAGGAAGAAAAGCAAUGUUACCAUAUGCAUCUGGAGAAUUUGUUGAUUGUCGAAGAAAUCCAUUAGAAAGUACAAUAAAUUGUUUUGUUGCUGGUGAUAUUAGAGCAAAUGAACAAGUUGGUUUAUUGGCAAUGCAUACAAUAUGGCUUAGAGAACAUAAUAGAAUUGCUAGACUUUUGAAUGAAUAUAAUCCACAUUGGACAGGUGAAAAAAUAUAUCAAGAAUCAAGAAAAAUUGUUGGUGCUGAAAUGCAACAUAUAACAUAUCAACAAUGGAUACCAAUAAUAUUUGGAAAAAAUAUUGAACAACUUAUUGGUCAUUAUGAUGGAUAUAAUCCAAAUAUUGAUCCAAGUAUAUCAAAUGUAUUUGCAGCAGCUGCAUUAAGAUUUGGUCAUUCAAUUAUUCAGCCACGUCUUGAAAGAUUAAAUGAAACAUUUGGUAGUAUACCACAAGGACCAUUAAGUUUACGUGAUGCAUUUUUUUCACCAUGGAGAUUAGUUGAUGAGGGUGGUGUUGAUCCAUUGAUACGUGGUAUGUUUGCAACAGCAGCAAAAUUAAAAUUACCAAAUGAAAAUUUAAAUACUGAAUUAACUGAGCAAUUAUUUAAAACAGCUCAUGCUGUUGCACUUGAUUUAGCUGCAAUGAAUAUACAAAGAUCAAGAGAUCAUGGUAUAACUGGUUAUUCUGAUUGGAGAAAAUUUUGUAAUAUGUCUAUUCCAAAUAGCUUUGAUGAUCUUAGUAAUGAAAUAUCAAAUGAUAAAAUAAGAAAUAAAUUAAAAGAACUUUAUGGACAUCCUGGUAAUAUUGAUGUUUGGGUUGGUGGUAUUUUAGAAGAUCAACUACCUGGUAUGAAAGUUGGACCAUUAUUUAAAUGUUUAUUACUUGAACAAUUUAAAAGAACAAGAGAUGCUGAUAGAUUUUGGUAUGAAUCACCAACGACAUUUAAACCAGAACAAUUACAACAAAUAAAACAAGUUAAUUUGGCUAGAAUUAUUUGUGAUAAUGGUGAUAAUAUUACAAAAAUUCAACCAAAUGUAUUUUUAUUGCCUGAAAAUGAUAAUGAUUUUAUUGAUUGUAAUGAUAUACCAUCAAUGGACAUAAGAAUUUGGUCAGAUUGUUGUGAAAAUUGUGAUGAAGUUGGUAAUUCAAUAUCAAGAUCCAAAAGAAAUGCUGAUAAAUAUUCAGAAAUUAAUAAUAUUGGUAUUGAAUCAAUGAGAAUAACUCAAUGUGAAGAUCAAUUAUCUGAUAUUAAAAAAUCAAUUGAAAAACUUGAAAAAGAACUUGAUAAACUUUAUGGUGAAAUUGAUCGUGUAUCAAAUAAAAUAUCAAAUCCAGUUUAGCUAUUUAUAAAAUUUGUAUAUAUUAUACUUAUAAUCAAAUAAUAUAAAUUAUAUUUUCCUGUAAAUUACAUUUUUAUUAACUAACAAAUAUAAUUAAAAAUUAAUUUUUUAUAUUAUACAAUAAUUUGAUAAUUAAAAACCAAUGAAUUUUGUA